Molecule: messenger RNA, 1312 nt
Organism: Anguilla anguilla (European eel)
Lineage: Eukaryota; Metazoa; Chordata; Actinopteri; Anguilliformes; Anguillidae
Product: neurexophilin-1-like
Exons: 2
Coding region: 459-1304 (281 amino acids)
Molecular function (GO): signaling receptor binding
Source: RefSeq, a predicted model, not a curated record
AGAGAGAGAGAUAGUGAGGGAGAGAGAGAGAGGUUUUUAAACGGGUGCGAGUCCGUGCGUUCCUGUCAGUGCACAGGGCUGACACGCAAAACAGUUGGAAGCGUGCGCUUCAGUCAGUCUUGUGCAAAGUGGAACUACCUUAACACCGUUUGAAAAAGGAUUUUUUAAAUGAUUAUUGUUGUUAUUUUUAGACAUAUUUGCUCUAAAUCAGUCUAUCGCCAACUGUAAGGAUAUUUUUCGAGGUGGAUGGUUUACAUUGUUUCUUUAAGGACCGACCAAUGGAUCUCCAGUAUUCAUACGCUUUUAUUGAAAGCUGGGAGUAAAAUUAGCAGGUGAUUUCCAUAGGUGUUGUGACGCGCUGGACAUGGGACCCUGUUGCGGGAUUGAGGGAUACUGUACGGGAGGAACUGUGUCUCCCUGAAGGAAAGCUGGUUUUGUUGGUGACUGGAGCCGAGAAGAUGCGCGCUGGGAAGAUGUGUACCAAACACGGCUUCAUCUUGCUUCUUCUCAAUGGGACAGCGUGUUUGCUGGCUUUGGGACAGGAAGACCAGUCCUCCAGCCACAAGGGGGGCGCCGGCGAGCAGCCCAAGCCGGUGGGCGUCCUGGACGGGCAGGGCCUGUCGCCCCUGGGCCGCUGGAUGCUGCAGACCAGGAGCCGGGCGGCCAACGCCACGGGGCUGGAGCUGCCGUACCGCGCCCCCGCCGCCCCCCUGCCCCUCUCCAAGCAGGACUUCUGGGACAUCCUGGGGAGCGACUCGCGGCCGGACGCCGGCGGCGGCGGCGGCGGCGGGUCGCGGGCCAAGCGCCACCCCAUCGUCAAGACCGGCAAGUUCAAGAAGAUGUUCGGCUGGGGCGACUUCUACUCCAACAUCAAGACGGUGCGGCUCAACCUGCUGAUCACCGGCAAGAUCGUGGACCACGGCAACGGCACCUUCAGCGUGUACUUCCGCCACAACUCCACGGGCCAGGGGAACAUCUCCGUCAGCCUGGUGCCGCCCGUCAAGGCGGUGGAGUUCGACCUGGAGCGCCAGAGCGUGGUCUACCCCAAGGACUCCAAGAUCUUCAACUGCCGCGUGGACUACGAGAAGGUGGACCGCAACAAGAAGACCUCGCUGUGCAACUACGACCCGUCCAAGACCUGCUUCCAGGAGCAGACCCAGAGCCACGUCUCCUGGAUCUGUUCGAAACCCUUCAAGGUCAUCUGCAUCUACAUCUCCUUCUACAGCACGGACUACCGCCUGGUCCAGAAGGUCUGCCCCGACUACAACUACCACAACGAGAUGCCCUACCUGCCCUCGGGGUAGGGGCGGAG